Molecule: messenger RNA, 2412 nt
Organism: Sinocyclocheilus grahami
Lineage: Eukaryota; Metazoa; Chordata; Actinopteri; Cypriniformes; Cyprinidae
Product: eukaryotic peptide chain release factor subunit 1
Exons: 9
Coding region: 213-1304 (363 amino acids)
Biological process (GO): translational termination
Molecular function (GO): translation release factor activity
Source: RefSeq, a predicted model, not a curated record
UCAGGAAGUGAUACUAAGUGGAAUUUCUGCCUUUCCCCCCACGUGAGCCUCCACCGAAGCACCACGCGCAGCAGGACCGAACCGGCUGCUAACGGUCAGUAUAUCACCUCACUGAGAAGCAGCGGCGGCCGAGCUCUGGACCACAACGUAACUGCCGUACGGACGCGGCGGAGCGGAUAAUUGUAGUCUCAGGUCCAGACAGCGCGAGGAAGAUGGCGGACGACCCCAGCGCAGCGGACAGGAACGUGGAAAUCUGGAAGAUUAAGAAGUUGAUCAAAAGCCUUGAGGCGGCUAGAGGAAAUGGCACCAGUAUGAUUUCCCUCAUCAUCCCACCCAAGGAUCAGAUCUCACGUGUUGCCAAGAUGUUGGCUGACGAGUUCGGCACGGCUUCGAACAUCAAGAGCAGAGUCAACAGACUCUCCGUGCUGGGAGCCAUUACCUCAGUACAGCAGAGACUCAAACUCUACAACAAAGUGCCUCCUAAUGGCCUGGUGGUGUAUUGUGGCACCAUAGUGACAGAGGAAGGCAAAGAGAAGAAAGUAAACAUUGAUUUUGAGCCUUUUAAACCAAUCAACACAUCCUUGUAUUUAUGUGACAACAAGUUCCAUACUGAGGCUCUAACAGCGCUGUUGUCAGACGACAGCAAGUUUGGCUUCAUUGUGAUUGAUGGUAGUGGCGCCCUGUUUGGGACUUUACAAGGCAACACAAGGGAGGUGUUGCACAAAUUUACUGUGGACCUGCCCAAAAAACACGGUAGAGGAGGACAGUCUGCUCUUCGAUUUGCACGUUUGAGGAUGGAGAAGAGACAUAACUAUGUGCGUAAGGUAGCAGAGACGGCUGUGCAACUCUUCGUGUCCAAUGACAAGGUCAACGUGGCAGGACUGGUUCUUGCCGGAUCGGCCGACUUCAAGACGGAGCUCAGCCAGUCAGACAUGUUUGAUCCGAGGUUACAAGCGAAGGUUCUGAAGCUGGUUGACAUAUCGUAUGGAGGAGAGAACGGUUUCAACCAGGCCAUUGAGCUGUCAGCAGAAGUGCUGUCCAAUGUCAAGUUCAUCCAAGAAAAGAAACUAAUAGGUAGUCAGGAGCAUGAGCUGAUUGAGAGCAUGCCGCUGCUAGAGUGGUUCGCCAACAACUACAAGACGUUUGGGGCCACGCUGGAAAUCGUUACAGACAAAAGCCAGGAGGGUUCACAGUUUGUGAAAGGCUUUGGAGGCAUCGGUGGAAUCUUGCGGUACCGGGUGGACUUCCAAGGCAUGGAAUACCAGGGAGAUGAUGAUGAGUUCUUUGAUUUAGAUGACUACUAGGUAGUCGGGACUGACACAAAAUUCAAAUACAAGAUUUUCCCCCUUCACCUACCCCGCAAACGGCAGGGGAGCGAGGGAGAUCCAAUCAGCAGGAGGGAGAAUAAGAAUUUGAGAGGAUGGCGGAUGGUCUGUGUGUCCCUGGCUUUAGAAUACAGCGACUCCAUCUCUGGACUGGAAGAGACUGAGUUUUCUCCUCUUCACUAAUUACCGGGUCAUCGCAACAGCAUGGCCAUGGCCCGUCUGCCUGUCCUGCCUCAGCUCUUCAUGAAAACACUCUAGGUUUUCAGAUCUACUUUUUCUUCCCUUCUAAUCUCACUCCUUUUCUUCCGUUUGCCUCUCCUUUUAUAAUGGUAUCUGCUGCUGUUGUAUUUUAUUCAAAUGUAUUAUAUUUUCUCUUAUUCAGUGUAUGAAGAAAGCAGUAGCAAAUGAUUAGAUCUGUACUGCUUACCUCUAGCCACCUCAAGCCCAUUGUCAGGCCUGCGUUUUAAUUUCCCGGUUAGCCCAGACUUGAUUUGUUGCCUUGUUUCUGCUGUAAACCAGUGUGGUGGUGGUGAUGCACUCUGAGCCAGCGGUACACCCUGCUCCUCCCAUCGCAUUGUGCCCACAUUGAGGUAUUUCUUGCUCUCAAAUGGACCAUAUAGUAACUGGACCCAUCCCUUCUUGAAAACGGAGAACCAUCUUUCACAGUGCAUUUCCCUCACUUGUUUUCCUCAGCCCCCAGGAGAUGCUAGUUCUCAAAAUAAACUAUAUAUGAGUGCCUGAAUGUUGCCGUUUGUGAGAUAUGACAGCACAGUGUACCAGCAUCUGGACCCUAACUUCAGCCUCCUGCUGUUUCCGAACAUAAAAUCUUAGCUCCAGCCUUCAGCACUCAUUGGUAUUCGGCUUUAUGCAUGGGAAUGUCCUUUGGGACUGAUUGUGGGGGUGGGGUGGGGUGGGGGGGUUAUACUGUGUUAACUGUGAUGUGUGAGUGAGUAUGUGUCAGUUUGGCUGUUUAAUUCCCUUUUAAAAAGUCACAUCUCGGAGUGUGUGACCCGCCACAGAUUACAAGCCUCUAAGUUCUUUCCAUUUUGUCCAGUCAUAUUUUAACAACAGAAUGGUUUUAGAAAGA